AAACAAGUGAAGCGAAUGAACUCUUCCCGCCAUAGCCAUGGGAAUGGACAGAGCGCAAUGUGCCUAUAACGCUUUGGAUGAAGCGUUCCAAAUUGGAAAAGAAACGUAUAGGGGGCAGCAAUACAGCCAAAUUUACUUCGCUCGCCUUCACUUGAUGCGAACUCUCUUGUAUUCUCUUAUUCCCCAUUGGAAACCUAAUUUGACUGUAUGCACGGUGUUGGGGUUGGAAGAGGGCAAGGAGUGUGUCAUUGUUGGAACCCUCUAUAAACACAUGAACCUCAAACCUUCCGUACUUGAUGAGUAUUCUAAGAAGAGAUCGGUGGUUCCACUUGUCAAGCUGCAUAACUUUGUGCACCCAGACGAUCACCUCGUUUUGGAAGAUGAAAGCGGGAGGGUUAAGCUCAGUGGGAAUCUCAUUUCGCCAUCUGAAUAUGUAACAGGGAUUGUGGUUGCUUUACUUGGAAAGGAAACAGGGGCAGGUCACUUUUUGGUUCAGGAUGUACUAGAGGCUGGCUUACCUCCACAGAUAGAAUUUCCCCUUAAAUCAAGGGAAGACAAAUUUGUUGUUCUUGUGUCGGGGUUAAGUGUUGGGAGCAGCAACGCUAAUCCUCUUCAGUUUCAGCUUCUCAUUGAUCAUAUUACAGGGCAUUUAGGAGAUGAGAAGGAGCAAAGUAUUGCUUCACAAAUUGUUCAUGUUGUUAUUGCUGGAAAUUCUGUUGAGAUACCUCAUGGGCUUCUCAAUGGACAGAAUUUGGCUUCAAAAGACCUCUCAAGGAUGGCUGAGCCGAUAAAGGAGCUAGAUAUUCUGUUGAAUCAGAUAGCUGCUGGUUUGCCUUUGGAUAUCAUGCCUGGACCCAAUGACCCUGCUAAUUUCUCAUUACCACAACAGCCAUUGCAUAGGUGCCUUUUCCCCGGGUCAUCAGCAUAUAAUACUUUUAGAUCUUGUACAAAUCCUCAUUCUUUUGAGCUUGAUAAUGUCAGGUUUCUUGGGACAUCAGGUCAAAAUGUAGAUGAUCUUGAGAAGUAUUCAGAGGCGAAAGAUAAACUUGAAUUCAUGGAAAGGACAUUAAGAUGGAGGCAUUUAGCACCCACUGCACCUAAUACUCUUGGAUGUUAUCCUUAUACUGAUAAGGAUCCAUUUUUCAUUGAGAGCUGUCCUCAUGUUUACUUUGUUGGAAAUCAGGAUAAAUAUGAAACUCGUGUGGUAGAGGGAACAGAAGGGCAGUUGGUGAGACUUAUAUGUGUUCCUAAAUUCAAUGAAACGGGAAUUGCCGUUAUGCUAAAUUUGAGGGACCUUGAAUGUCAUGCUCUUAGUUUUGGAACUCAGUUCAACUCAUAACGGUGCAGAAUGAAGUUCUUCCGAUAGGUUAUGGAAAGUUUGUUGAUUGUGCUGCCACACAUGUAUCUUUGGAGACAAAGAGAAGAACUGCAAAUUGAAGCUUAAAGUUGAAGAAGGCUGUAACUCUCCGUUUCUUUGGUGUAAUAUACUAAUAUUAUCUUUGUAAUAUGCUACUAUAUUAACUUGCAUAUGUAUUUUCGUAUUAGUUUUCAAUUUAACAUAGUAUUUACACAUGUGCAUUUUGUUUGACAGCAGAUAGUCUGAACAUUUCAAUUUUGAAAUAAUCAAGGUUUUUCC
This is a messenger RNA of Abrus precatorius (Indian licorice), 1636 nucleotides long. Its product is annotated as DNA polymerase delta small subunit. Bases 38 to 1339 code for a protein of 433 amino acids. NCBI's taxonomy places the organism in Eukaryota, Viridiplantae, Streptophyta, Magnoliopsida, Fabales, Fabaceae. Gene Ontology annotation, molecular function: DNA binding. The record is from RefSeq and is a predicted model, not a curated record. The transcript has 15 exons. Gene Ontology annotation, cellular component: delta DNA polymerase complex. Gene Ontology annotation, biological process: DNA strand elongation involved in DNA replication; DNA replication.